GUGGAGCUGAAACCCCUAUGCGGCUGCCACAGCUUCGCCGCCGCCGCUGACGGGCCCACGGUGUGUUGCAACCCCUACCACUUCAGCCGGCUCUGCGGGCCAGAAUCACCGCCACCCCCCUAUUCUCGGCUGUCUCCUCGUGACCAGUACAAGCCACUGGAUCUGUCCGAUUCCACAUUGUCUUACACUGAAACCGAGGCCACCAACUCCCUCAUCACUGCUCCGGGCGAAUUCUCAGAUGCAAGCAUGUCUCCAGAUGCCACCAAGCCGAGCCACUGGUGCAGCGUGGCUUACUGGGAGCACCGGACGCGCGUGGGCCGCCUCUAUGCGGUGUACGACCAGGCCGUCAGCAUCUUCUACGACCUACCUCAGGGCAGCGGCUUCUGCCUGGGCCAGCUCAACCUGGAACAGCGCAGUGAGUCGGUGCGGCGCACACGCAGCAAGAUCGGCUUCGGCAUCCUGCUCAGCAAGGAGCCAGACGGUGUGUGGGCCUACAACCGGGGCGAGCACCCCAUCUUCGUUAACUCCCCCACGCUGGAUGCGCCCGGAGGCCGCGCCCUGGUCGUGCGCAAGGUGCCACCGGGCUACUCCAUCAAGGUGUUCGACUUUGAGCGCUCAGGGCUGUUGCAGCACGCAGAUGCCGCCCAUGGCCCCUACGACCCACACAGCGUGCGCAUCAGCUUCGCCAAGGGCUGGGGACCCUGCUACUCACGACAGUUCAUCACCUCCUGCCCCUGUUGGCUGGAGAUCCUCCUCAACAACCACAGAUAGCAUCGAGGCUGCCACUGCGCUGCAGCGUCCCCCCACCUCCGGGGGUCAGCGCCCAGAGACGCCCCCCCAGGGACAACCUCGCCCUCCCCCCAGAUAUCAUCUACCUAGAUUUAAUAUAAAGUUUUAUAUAUUAUAUGGAAAUAUAUAUUAUACUUGUAAUUAUGGAGUCAUUUUUACAACGUAAUUAUUUAUAUAUGGUGCAAUGUGUGUAUAUGGAGAAACAAGAAAGACGCACUUUGGCUUGUAAUUCUUUCAAUACAGAUAUAUUUUUUUCUUUCUUUCCCUCUUUCCUUUUUUAAAGAAAAUUAUACAGCAGAACUAGGUGGAAAACCUGGGUUUGGUGUAUGGUUUUUUUAAACUAUUAAUGCCCAGACAAAACUAAUACCAGUCACUCUUGAUAAUAAAGUAUUUGCAUUAUA
This is a messenger RNA of Myodes glareolus (Bank vole), 1190 nucleotides long. It is a transcript of the gene Smad6, whose product is annotated as SMAD family member 6. Gene Ontology annotation, molecular function: I-SMAD binding; transcription regulator inhibitor activity. Gene Ontology annotation, cellular component: heteromeric SMAD protein complex. Lineage: Eukaryota; Metazoa; Chordata; Mammalia; Rodentia; Cricetidae. The record is from RefSeq and is a predicted model, not a curated record. Gene Ontology annotation, biological process: SMAD protein signal transduction; BMP signaling pathway; cell differentiation.